This is a messenger RNA of Phoenix dactylifera (date palm), 1018 nucleotides long. RefSeq lists its product as uncharacterized. The record is from RefSeq and is a predicted model, not a curated record. Lineage: Eukaryota; Viridiplantae; Streptophyta; Magnoliopsida; Arecales; Arecaceae.
AUGAAAGCUUUGAGCGGGCAAGGGGUCCGAGUCGGUAUAUGUAGCUGGCUGAGGCGGCGUUGUUCGUUCGUUCUUUUCCUCGUUUCGAAUCUGAGCACCGAUGGGCGCCUCCGAAUCCCUUCUCUCAGAACAACAGCAACGACAGCAGCAGCCGAUCGAUGAGAUCACCACCGUCUCCGAGAGGAUCGAGGGCGUCGAUCCCCUCCUCGAACGCAUCCGGGCCCUCAAGAUCACCACGCCGUUGCUGAAAUCUCUGCCUCCUUCCGAGAGCUCCUUGACGGAUAUUCUCGUGAGGAAACCCUCCUCCUCCAACUCGUCCGUAUCAGGUACUUUGAAUCCCAAGGUUCUACUAGAGUUGUUUGCUAUGUACCGUGAAUGGCAGGAAGAGAAGGCCAAGAAAAUUAGUCAGAAACAGGAGGAGAUAGAAAACAAGAUAGAAACCGCAGAUGCUUUGGCUGUUAAGCUUCUUCAGCGAUUCAACUAUUCAGUGUCGGCUAUGAGAUCUACUGCACACAGUCUCUCUGAAGUACAUCCAUUGCAAGUAGAAGUGGGUGAAUUCAAGGGCAGGCUUACAGAGGUAAUAAGCAAUUGUGAUGCAUUAUGCAAGAGAAUUGCUGCAGAAGGUCCAGAGGCACUUCGGUCAUCAGUGGAGCCAUUUUCAGCUAGUGGCAUGGAACACCUGGACCGUGCCGCAUUGCAUAAGCAACAAAACCACUGAAUAUAUAGCUGAAGGGUCUGGAUAAUGCUACCGACAAACUCAUUACUUUCUGCUCAUAUACUACUCAACACCCAAGAAUUUCAUGUCAAACAACAGUGGAUGGAAUGGUUUUGUAGGCCAUCUCGGACAGCAUCAGAACGGAUAGGAAAAACAAGUAGCUGGAUAGAUGACCACUUGGAACCCUUUGUUACUGGGGUUGGCAUGAACAUGUUUACAUCAGUUGGGAGAACACUAAAUGUUGGACCAUUCUUGUUCAAUCAACCCUUCUCAUUUUUGAUUUUAAAUCUAAUCAUUACUGCA